Schistosoma haematobium is the source of this 506-nucleotide messenger RNA. RefSeq lists its product as uncharacterized. The record is from RefSeq and is a predicted model, not a curated record. NCBI's taxonomy places the organism in Eukaryota, Metazoa, Platyhelminthes, Trematoda, Strigeidida, Schistosomatidae. Bases 1 to 342 code for a protein of 113 amino acids. The transcript is spliced from 2 exons.
AUGAAUAAAUGUCUUCUUGCAGCACCCGAAGAUGCUCAACGAAAUUUCAGACGGAUAAAUUUGACAGUAACAGAAAAAUUAAGAGGACAAGCAAAUUUCAGUUAUGUUGCACUCAUCCCAAAGCCCAUAUCUUCGUCUGAUUCGGACUCUUCUUUGACCUCCACCUUUGCUGGCUUGACUUCUUGCGGGGCUUCAGUCUUACUUGAUGCUGCCGCAGCAGGUGCAGAAGAGACAACAGCACCGGAUGAUGGUAUGGAGGAUAACUUCGUAGAUCCUUCAGCAAUUAGUUGUGGUAUAUCUUUGCCAGAUAUCGAAGACAACAGCUACAAAGUUAACUUGUAACUGUUAACUUACUUUGUCGAGUCUCUCAGAAUCAUGUUCAAUGCCAACAGAAUUUAGGACAGUUUUGAUAUCAUUUUCCGUAGGUUUCUCCUUACCACCUAACUGACAGAGAAGAAACGCAGCCAAGUAACGCAUCACGCCUGGAAUUCACUAAUUCCGCGAGU